AUGCAAAGGCGGGUCGACUUCACCGAAGUCAUGAACUCUCGCCAAUGUGUCUACCUCCCUACAGAGGUCUUAAUACACAUCGCCAAAUUCAUUUUUGAUGGUUGGAGGAAUAAUGCCGACCCCCCAAGUUACCAAGUCACGCUUCAAAGAUUUUGUUCGGUCUCUCGCCAGUGGUACUCUGCUGGCAUCGAAUUUCUCUACUACCGACCUCAACUUGACGAAGGGAAUAGCUUCUUGCUUUUCACCAACACUGUGUGCCCAUCGAUUCGCUCCCGAGGGCGAAGAAAAGUAGACUUGGGUUCGCUAGUUCAUGUCCUGAACCUCGGAUCAUUGGUCCAUCACAGCUCGAAUAGCCUAACGGCACGGCUUCUAGGUCGAGUGAAGAAGAACCUGAGGACUUUUGUUGCUCCGAGGAUCUCUUUUUCUAUCAACAGCCUUGCACCCUUAGCAAAAUGCAAGGAGCUUUGCUAUCUUUCCCUUGAUUUAGUAGCUGAGCCAAUCGCGCUCCCUGCUAUCAAGAAAGCCAUCAGCAAUAUCGACAAACUGCAAUCUCUUGAGCUCUCAUCUUCAACUCUCAUCACAGACGAUAGUUCCACUGAAGAUUGGCCGCCCAAUCUAAGAUACCUCCGGGUUGGCGGGCAAUUUGUUACAGAUAAAAUGUAUUCAUUCAGGUGGCCUCCCAACUUGGUAUCGUUGACAUUAUGUGGUUGUUACAGUCUGAACACUCCCAUCUUGGAAGAUAUCCUCAUCAACGAGCAGCUCCGUACCACACUUAUGCAGUUGAUCAUCCACAGUGCCAAUAGCGAGAUGUUCAAGGAGGGACCAUCUGGGAUCUUACGCGCACUCAUGGCUUUAGAGUCUCUUCGAAUACCCAUUGAUCUGCUUUACGAAUUUCUCAUUCUUCCUGCAUUCGACUCAAGGGAUUCUCCUCUGUCAAUUCGUGGACUGGAGCUCACGGCACCAUAUAACGAGAACUUUUCUACAGUCAUUGAUCCCGAUGAUAUUUGCAAGGCCCUGAAAAUGAAUCUCUCUCGAUUGUGCGCUCUUGGUAUCAGCGCUAGCUGCCUUGGAAUAAUACCCGAAGCAUCACAUGCCAAAAUCGACAAGUGGUUGUGGAAGAACAUUGAUAAGUGUCCUGAGGAAGAGCUUGAUUCUCUUUUUGACUUGGGUCUCUAUGUCAUGGCUGAGCCAAUGUGCUAA
This is a messenger RNA of Penicillium psychrosexuale, 1200 nucleotides long. RefSeq names its product F-box domain protein. The transcript is spliced from 2 exons. The record is from RefSeq and is a predicted model, not a curated record. Bases 1 to 1200 code for a protein of 399 amino acids. Lineage: Eukaryota; Fungi; Ascomycota; Eurotiomycetes; Eurotiales; Aspergillaceae.